UUCAUUAUCAUCUUUUCCAGAGGCAUUUACAUCCUUUUAGAAAAAAAAAUAUUGAUUAAGCGAGUAAUCGAGAUGUAUACAUAUUAUUGGUAGAGGAGAAGCAUGAUUUUAUAGCAAACGUGUUUUUCGAACUAAAAUAAGAGCAUGGAUAAUUCAUCAAGAGUAUUAAUGUUUCUUUUCUUUUUUGGCGAUAUGGCUAUAAAAGAUCACGUUCACGGUAUCAGAGUACCCUGGACGAGUACCUGGCAAACCUUCACUCAAAACCAACCCAGCCCGACCUUCAUCCCCCACCCCCUCAACGAGUACCCUGCCAAAGUGGACGUGCAGAUCCGCGUGAAUGAAGGUUCACAAGAACAUAUAUUUUCUGGGAUUGGUUCUUGUCAACGAGAUGAUGAUGAUCCUAAUCCUUACGGAGGCAUAGUUUACAUUUAUAACCACAAGGAAGUUAAACUCUAUACACCAACCAUUUCUGAUUCUACUGCAGUCAAUUCUGAAGGCGGUUUUGCAUUUACUGGCGGAUGGUCAUUUAAUGGGCCAUUUGUCGGACACUACACAACAGCUGACGUUAGAGUGAGGGUAUGGAGAAUGUGUGAUUUCCCACCAGCAAACUUUACGUCUGCUAAUGCAUACACUGUGUCAACUUCAGGAACUUCGAUUACUGAUAUCCCACAUAACAUGGGAUAUUAUCCAGAUCUUGUAAUUGUACAGUUAAAAUUGCCAAACAGCUAUAUUUCUGAGGCUCAAGGUGCGGUUUUCAUAGAAAAUUACAACGACAUUUAUAAUAAGAUUUGUGGGGUUAUUAUGGCUUUUGAUAGAAACAACGUUCGACUGUGGUCCCCGAAAUAUAUAGAUGGGUCUGAUAAAUUUGGAGUUUUCUGCGUCUCGGACGGAUGGGCCUCAGCAGCAAGUGACGAAUUUGUAUUUACUUAUGCGUCUAUUUACGUACAAGCAUGGAUAUUUGAUUCCUCUGAGAUUGUGUUUACUCAGACUGACACAAGAGGUUCAGGAAUAAAUGUUUCUCCGACAAUAACCAUGCCAAAACCGUUCGAUAUCGAUACUCAUUUGUUUCUUGUUCGGUCACAAGCUGUGGACGGAGCCAAUGCUAACUAUGUGUUUGAGGGGGCUGGCUCAGCAUUGAGCGAUGGAUCGGCUUUCUUCAAGAAAAUAGGUGCUGUGGUGUAUUCGUACAAUCCUAGAGAAGUAAACAUAUGGUACCCUGGGUCUGAAGAUUAUCUUCUAUUUGUUGGUGGAAUUUGGGGGUAUGGAAGUCCUACCCAAGCAUCUGCAACAGCGAGUGUAUCUGUGAAGGUUAUUAAAACGAAAGCGACUGGGUCAGGUUUUGGGUGCUCUUUGUGUACUUCAGACUGGAACACACUUACCACCAACUGUUCAACUUCACAACCAAAUGACAUCCAAAAUGCACAUAAGUGUAUGCUUCAUAACAUCACCAUUUAUACGUGCAUGUCUGGUUACCAAUCAAACGGCGCGAAAGGUGUCGUAGCUUACAAUGGUUCUUACUGGGAGGAAACUGAUUACAACUGCACUGUGCCAACUUCUAGCAUUGAAAACUACAGCACAAUGGGAUACAGCAUCUCGUUCCUUGAAGAAAUGGUGCAUUCCCUGAAAAAGAACCUAACAUUUGAAAUGAAAAACACCAGUGCAUAUCGUCGAUCUUUGACAUGCGCAACGGACCCUCGUCCAAGCGCUGCCUAUGUUGGUGUUGUAGGAAUACUUAUUAUCAUUUUAACUGCAGUGUUGUUUUUAUGCGCUGAUCUUUCUAGGUUUGUAAAAUAAUCAAAAAGGUUUUUUAUAUGACACGUACAGUGUAAAUCGACGCAUUAUUAAUAAAAUGUAUCACUUAAA
Magallana angulata is the source of this 1863-nucleotide messenger RNA. RefSeq lists its product as uncharacterized. The coding region runs from base 145 to 1794 and encodes 549 amino acids. The record is from RefSeq and is a predicted model, not a curated record. Lineage: Eukaryota; Metazoa; Mollusca; Bivalvia; Ostreida; Ostreidae. The transcript has 10 exons.